Closterium sp. NIES-67 is the source of this 1116-nucleotide messenger RNA. NCBI's taxonomy places the organism in Eukaryota, Viridiplantae, Streptophyta, Zygnematophyceae, Desmidiales, Closteriaceae. The record is from the annotation of a GenBank genome assembly.
AGCCGCAAUUGAGCUGGAGAUACGCUAAACCAGGUUCGGCGUGUGCAUAUGAAAGGUUAGCCAGCCACCUGCAUUUCUGGUCGACGCGUACAGAAGUUCCACCGAUCCGUAAUCCAUUUCGUCAGAGAUCAGUAAUACGCACUAGAAUUUAGAAGCAAACCCGGAGCACAAACCGCCAUUUGCGCGACACUACCUGUGACUUUGUUCAAAUCACACGUACGGCAACAGCUGCUGACUAGCAGACAAUGGCGUCUCAGGCCAAUCCCACACUUCUUCAAGGCCUGCUGCUUCUACUACCGCUCUUCGUGGCUACAGCCGCCGCGUUUAACGGCGUCGGACCCGUCGAGCGAGUCGCCCCACCGCCAGGGCUUCUGAGAUGUAUCUUGCGCGUAGAUCUGAAGGACAACAACGUCAUCAGCUCGUCGCUCGGCGGAGACCUCGGCGGCAACGGCGACCUCAACAUCUACGUGUACAAGUUCCAAGGCGGGCUGGACGUGCAUAUCAGCUACAACACUCACGAGCUCUCCCUUCCGAUGCCGCCCCUCAACCAAUCCAUCAACCUCGGGCAGCGAGGCACCAACGGUGACGUGUUCUGGAACAUCGAGGGCACGUGGACGCAACGAAACGAGGACCAGUUGGAGCUGAAGCGCAUCUACAAGCGCGCGCCGAGCGUCAUUAUCCCCGGUACAGGCAUGUCCGUUUACAAGAUGGUGAAAAUGAUUGAUCGGAAUCCGGGCAAAUACUAUGCGACGAUUGUGACGGAUAUGUAUCCCGAGGGGGCAAUUCGCGGGCAGUUUUCCCGCGGGUGGCCCAAGCCGCUGUUCACUAGGCCUGUAUGCUAGGUUCUAAGAUCCUAGGCGUUCUAAUUAUUAGGCAUGGUUCUGAUCGGAUCGUUGUCCGGUUUGUUUAUAGGCGAAAUUCGUCCAAUCUAAUAUAGGUACAUGAACUGGCUGUGUAGUUGCUCAGUGGUUGAGAGGCCCUGAGCUGGGGUGGCUGCCGGUUUUGGGGGGGGGGAUGAAGUGAUAAUAGCAGAGCGAGAGAACGUGCUUGCAGCAAGACUCUCGUCCCUUCUGGAUAACAGGAUCACAGCCCAUCUAAUCUACCGGUAUUUCACCA